Carica papaya (papaya) is the source of this 757-nucleotide messenger RNA. RefSeq lists its product as uncharacterized. NCBI's taxonomy places the organism in Eukaryota, Viridiplantae, Streptophyta, Magnoliopsida, Brassicales, Caricaceae. The record is from RefSeq and is a predicted model, not a curated record.
AAAGCAUCCUUUCUCAAACACAAAUUGUUCCAUUGUAUACAGUUUUGAGUUUUUAUACAGCUUAUCAAUGGCAUCGCCAAGGGCCAACCAGAUAUCCUGAGAGCACGGCAGUAUUAUGGAAGAGUUUGUACCUACUUCAAAGUGGUCAAAUAAUUCAAAUGCUCACAAUCUUCUGGUUAAGCUUCCUGCUUUCAAACUCGAGAACGUGAGGAUUGUGUUUGAUAACACUGGCCACAUAAACAUCAGUGGCGAGAGGCAAGUUCAUAGUGAUAAGACAAUAUACUUCGAUCAAAGUUUUGAACUGCCAGAGAAUUCAGACAUGGAUAACAUUACAGCAGAAUUUCAAAACGAAAUUCUAUAUGUGACUGUUCCUAAACAAGCACAAAACCAACUAGUUAGUGAUGAAGAUGAAAAUGGUAUAAAUCAACUAGAACACAGCAGCCAUGAAUAUUCCAGUGACGAAGAACAGUAUGAUGCAAGUGAGAAGAACAAAAGGAAUGAGAAUAACAAAAGGAACUAUGUAGAUAGUUUCAGAGAGGAGCUUUUAAAGAAAUGGGAAGAGGAAGCUGGUUCUGGAAUGGAGACAACAUUGGAGUUGAUCAAGAAUAACGCCAUUGUUGCCGCGGCUGUAUUGGCAUUUUCACUUGGAGUCCUAGUGGCUUGGAGGUUCUAAUCCGACGAACCCUACUGAAAUUCCAGACAUAAAAAUUGUGCACAAAAUAUACAAUGAUUUAAUUAUGGUUUUGUAAAGAAUAUG